CAUAAGAUCUAUGGUUUAAAUUUCCAGUAAAUAAUGAUCUGAAUCUGAAUUGUGAUGUAUAUUAUGAAAAAUAUCAUUUAAUAGCCCUUGAUAUUUUCUCUCAUAGCUGCAGCCCCCAAAUGUCCAAGCCCUAAACAUUAUCAUUCUCCUUCUUUAAGUAUUUUUCUUGAACAAACUGUAAAUUUUGUACCAUUAAUUCAGCUCAAAAAGCUAGAGACUUGAAUCUCACAUAACCUUUCUCACUGUUCUUACUGUCCAAGUUAUUUCAUUCCAUUCUGCUGUAAUAUUGUGAUGAUUUUUUUCCAAAAGUAUAUGAUUGUUUGUCUCACAUGCAUUGGUUUUAUUAUUAUUUUCUUUGUUAUUUUGUCCUCCAUAAUUCAGAUAUAUUUUUAUCUUUUGGCCUAAGUUGGUGCCAUGGUAUUCUUAAGGCAUAUGAAAAUUUUUCCACAUACAUUUUUUAAGAGGUUCUUUCAUGUACAUGUAAGAUAGCUAUUUUUGAUAGUUGGAAAAAAUUUAACAUUCUGCUCUUAGUUUAAAAGGGAUGGGAGAUAAAAUUAAUAAAAGUAAUGGGAGGUAUAUCUUCCAAAACAAUGAUUUUUCACAUAUGCUGUUCAUCAUUCUCGGUAGAAUUCUAUCUGAAUAUGAUUAUCCUUUCUGUAACUCUUUUUAAUAUUCUGUCUCUGUAAUAAAUAAUCUUUCAUUAGUUUUUCAUAUUUGAAAUUUUUGUAUCUUAUUCAGGGUGUAUUAUUUUUGUUAUUUUAAUUGGACGUUUUAAUGCUCUUCGUAAUAGUUUCAGCUAUUUUAAUUCUGAAUGUGAUUAUAUUUUAAGUAAUUUUAAAUUUAUUUGGAAUUGUUAUUGUAUUUUAAAUAAACAAAAAUGGAGUUAUUGGAUUUAUGUGUAUUUUAGUGUGUUCACAAAGCAGUGUGGUGUUUUGUGUAUAUAACAAAAAUUAUCCAAGAACUAAAAAUCAGUUAUAUACAUUCAGUAUGGUAAAAAAAAGCUUUUUCAAGUUCUCCUGUAGUGCUUUGCAUAGAAAGUACAUUAUCAUAUGUUUACUUUUUUCCCCAUAUAGCAAUACUGGCAAAAGAUUGAUGGCAAAAUGCCGACUAUUGUAUCAAGAGAAUGAAGAAUUAGGAAAGAUUAUUUCAUCCGGUAGAACAGCCAAACUUGAAGGUGAUUUAGCAUUACAGAAAAGUUUCAGUGAGGAAAUGAAGAAAAGUCAGUCAGAACUUGAUGAAUUCUUACUGGAGCUUGAUGAAGAUGUGGAAGGAAUGCAAAGCACUAUAUAUUAUUUACAGCAACAAUUAAGAGAGGCUAAAGAUCAGCUUCUCCAACUACAACAAGAUAAACAAAAACUAUCUGCUAUUCCUAAUGGCUCUCCUGAAAAUCAUAAAAUAUUGGGACCUGAUGAUACAGGAGAUACAGAUAGUCAAUUUUCUCAUGGACAGCUUAUUUCAGGAAAAGAUAAACUUAGUAAUGAUUCUAUAGCUUCUCUUUCAAAUGAUUUAAAUGGAACUGAAAGUCUUUCAGAUCCUAUCACAGAUAAGGGAUCAAAUUCCCAACAGCCUUGGACACCACCUCCAGAAAAAGAGGCAGAUACAAAUUCCCAAGAUGUAAAAAUGUUUGUUUUUGAUUCAGCAGCAAACCCGGCUGUUAAAAAAGAAACUUCACAUGACUUGCCUACAAAUAAUGCAUCAGAAGGCAGUGACCAUUCAGUAAUAGUAGAAAAUAAAAAUGCAGUUUCUCAUGAAAAGCAAAUUCCUUUAGCGGAAAGAACAAAUUUAGUUGAUGGUUCCGAUACUUCUCAGACUGUUCCUUCGAGGACUAGUGAACAUCCUUUGGAAGUAAAUAAACUGGUAGGAGAUAAUGAAAUUCCUGAGACUGUUGAUGCUGUUACACAAAAUAGCUCUUCUAAAAGGACGUCAGAAGGAGGCAGAGGUCGUAAACGGACUAGACCUCGCACUCCUGUUGAGGUGGAUGGCAUCAAAGAAGACUCUUUACCUGUUAGAAAACGCACUCGGCGCCGAGAAGCAGAAGCACAUCAAGGAACAGUAGAAGAAAAACGGACAUCUUUAGAAAUUGAUACAGAUACUGAAGUGCAAGUUGCUCAGACAUUAGCAUAUUGGGCUUCAGCCAAACAAGAAAGGACCGAGGUUCAGCCAGAUCCGAGUGAUUCUUCACUUGGUAAUGGUGAAUUAAGUAAAAAGGGGGAAGAUAAAUAAUAGAGAUGCGCUUAAUUAAUGUAUGUAUAACUGGUAUGAGAAAUUUAUGCGCUUUAAUGAAAAUAUAAGAGUUGAUUUAUAGACAUUUAAUCAAAUUUUUUAUAAGUUUGUUAUUUUAUGUAAAACCAUUUAUUUGUUUUUAAGUCAUUUCAUAAAAAUGGAAGUAACAUUUAUGCAAAGAAUAUUUCACUUUUUAAACCUGCUGUUUACUUUGCCCUACUUAAAUUGAAAUGUAAUUUCUGAAGUUGGCAUUAUGUACUACUGAUUGGUAAUUUUUAUUUUUACAGAUUUUUUUGGAAUAAAUUUUUCAGUGCUUUACUUUUUUGUUACAUCUUAGACAGUGUAAAGAUAACUUGUCACAUCAAACUUUUUUUUAUAAAAAUAAAAAAGAAAUAGUGUCUC
Messenger RNA from Stegodyphus dumicola, 2625 nucleotides. Its product is annotated as pre-mRNA-splicing regulator WTAP-like. NCBI's taxonomy places the organism in Eukaryota, Metazoa, Arthropoda, Arachnida, Araneae, Eresidae. Gene Ontology annotation, biological process: regulation of alternative mRNA splicing, via spliceosome; mRNA modification. Gene Ontology annotation, cellular component: nucleus. The record is from RefSeq and is a predicted model, not a curated record.